GUUGGUAAAAGUAUUAGUAAUUAUAAAAGAAUGCACAGUUACUUGCUCAAAUGGGAAGUUGAUUGCUCUUCCUUUAUACGGUCUUUUCUUCAAAAAGCUAUAUUUUUUCAGUCCCAUUUUCCCUCUCUUUGACGUUUUAGGAGAGAGAGAGAGUUGGGGUGGUUGAGACUUGAGAUUCUGAUGUGAUUCAGAGAAAGAAGAAAAAAAUUGAUAUAAAAAUUUGAUCCUCCUUUAUCGAAAUUUGUUCAACCUUCAUUUGUCAAUUCCCAAUCUUCUCUUUCUUCGCUACUAAUUGUUUCUUCACACACCCAGAACCCUCUACAACUGAAAGCUUGACAAAACAGAAGCCAUGAAUGGAUCUGCUCUAGGUUUUUCAUAACAGAUUUUCAAAGAACUGAAGAUUUUUACUUCAACAAGAAAUGGCAGCUGACAAACCUAGCUCUAAAGGCCAAGCAUGGUUUUGUGCCACUGGAUUACCAAGUGACAUUGUAAUAGAAGUUGAUUACAUGAUUUUUCAUCUCCAUAAGUUUCCUUUGAUGUCCAAAAGCCGGAAACUUGAUCAGUUAAUAGCAGAGCAAGGUCGGAAAUCAUCUACUGCAACCGUUACCAAACAAAAGCAACGUGAAACCGAGAGCGAAAUCGAAGAAGAAGAGGAAGAGGAAGAAGAAUAUCAUGAAGAACAACAAGAUGGAGAAGAUCAAUACCAAAUAUCUCUUCCUGAUUUUCCGGGUGGUUCGGAAACUUUUGAAACCACCGCCAAAUUCUGUUACGGCGUUAAAAUCGAUCUCUCCUCCUCCACCGUCGUUCCUCUCCGUUGCGCCGCCGAGUUUCUCGAAAUGACUGAUGAGUUCUCCGAAGAUAACCUUAUUUCCAAAACCGAACGGUUCCUUUCUCAAUCCAUUUUUAAAAGCCUUAAAGAGUCGAUCAAAGCGUUAAAAUCUUGCGAAUCGGUAAUGUCUUUAGCAGAAUCUUUAGGCAUUGUUCAGAGAUUGAUUGAUUCGAUCGCUUCGAGAGCUUCUUCUACAGAUCCGACUCUGUUUGGCUGGCCAGUGAAUGAUGGAAUCAUUGAAGCUAAAGGCGCUUCGAGUCAAGCUUUAUGGAACGGAAUUGAAACCGGUUUAAGAAGAAAAACUCUGGCUCGAACGAGCAAUGUAGAGUUCUGGUUUGAAGAUCUGGCAUUGCUGAGUUUGCCGUUGUUUAAACGCUUGAUUUUAACGUUGAAAAUGCGAGAUCUGCGUCCAGAGAUCAUCGAAAGCUGCCUUAUGUGUUACGCUAAGAAGUACAUUCCCGGAACGUCGCGGUCAAAUCGGAAACCGUCGUCGUCGUCGGCCUCAGUUGUUUCAGAGAAUGAACAGAGGGAGAUCUUGGAAACUAUAAUCUCGAACCUUCCGUUAGAACAGAGCCCCUCCCGAUCAUCAACCGCUACGCGGUUCUUAUUCGGUUUGUUACGAACCGCUAACAUUUUAAACACUUCGGAAUCCAGCAAAGCCGCGCUAGAGAAGAAGAUCGGCUUCCAGCUCGAGCAAGCUACGUUAGAUGAUCUGUUAAUUCCGAGCUAUUCGUAUCUCAACGAAACGCUCUAUGACGUUGAUUGCAUUGAGAGGAUUUUAGGUUAUUUUUUGGGCGGAUUAGAAGAGAGAAAAGCAGCAGGAAUCGAAGCCGAAACCGGAGGUAACAACAAUAACAUUAUUAAUAUUAAUAAUAAUGUUAGACCGCCUGCGUUGUUGCUCGUAGGAAAAUUAAUCGACGGUUACCUAUCGGAGAUCGCAUCCGAUGUGAAUUUGAAGCCGGAGAAGUUUUAUAAUCUUGCAAAUUCCCUUCCUGACCAAGCUAGAAACUUCGACGAUGGACUUUACAGAGCUGUUGAUUUGUACCUCAAGGCGCAUCCUUGGAUAGCGGCAUCAGAGCGGGAAAAGAUAUGCGGAGUGUUAGAUUGUCAAAAGCUAACGCUUGAAGCGUGCACACACGCGGCACAAAACGAGCGGUUACCAUUACGCGCGGUCGUGCAAGUAUUGUUUUUCGAGCAAUUGCAGCUACGUCACGCGAUCGCCGGGACGUUGUUGGCGGCGGAAGUGUCGCCCAUGAAUGGGGGGAGGUUGUCGGAGGCUAGGAGGGAGGAAGAGGACGAGGAAGAAGAGGAGGAAACGAUGGUGGCGAUUUCGGUGUCACGUGGGGAGGAAGGGAAUAGCACGUGGAGAGCGGCCGUGAGGGAGAAUCAGGUGCUGCGGCUGGACAUGGACAGCAUGAGGACGCGGGUGCAUCAGCUGGAGAGGGAAUGUUCCACGAUGAAGAAAGUGAUCCUGAAGAUUGAGAAUGAAGGUCCACGUGGCGGUGGCUGGAGAGGGUCGUUGAAUAGGAGGUUCGGGUGUAAAUUCAAGACUCAAGUUUGUGAUUCUCAUGAAUCAACGGUUGCGGAGGCGGGAAGAAGAAGGCAUCUACCAUAGAGCUACCCGCACAGGAACAUAACUGUCAAAUGAUUGUUUUAACGUGCAACGUAAACAAAAACGCCCAAAAAAAAAAAAGGAAAUAAGGAAAGUUUGUUUUUUUUUUUUUUAAAUCAUUAAUUUUGUGGAUUGGUUGAUUGAACGCAUCUUUUGAGGCAAACGGGAUUGGGGAAGUAAGUGAAAAUGGCUGGUCAGUGGUGAUGGCCAACUCACGGGGGUUUAGUGGAGAAGGCAGAUGGGGAAAGCCUCACUUUUUGAAGUGUGGGGGCAUUUUCUUUGGUUUUGCUUUUGGAGUUUUAGAAAUUGGAAGCAUCAUGGCCAUGAUGAUUACUUUUUGGAUUGUUUUGGGUGGGGGUUAGAUGAACUAAGAGUCAAACUAAAAUCACAAGAAAAUGUUUCCUUCAGCUCUAUGUUUUGUUUAUUUUUCAUCUUUUAAUGAGUUCGAAGUUUCUGACCUUCGACCCUCCUUCUCAGGGCACCCAUUUUGGGACCAUUUUCACAAGUUCUUCUUAAACAAAAUGAAAAUGGUUGUAGUAGUAGCCUGUAGGGGUCAAAGGUGUUGGGAGGUAGAGUUGUUUGGCGAGAUUCCCACCCAAAUUUGGUAUGCAAUAAAAGAAAAUGUUGUGUUUUGCCAAGAUCAAUAAUUCUAGGAGUCCUGGGUAUAAUAGGACUAUAAUCAGAAUUCAAAGCAGGACAUAGGAUGGAUGCGUACCUUGUUUGUAUGAUUAGUAAAACGGCAAAUUGUAGUGUUAAAUUGCUGACUUUGACAGAGAAUAUUUUUUAUCUUCCAAAAGUAUAAUUAGGUUCCGGAAUUGGGGGCGUGAGACUUUUUGUUUUCUGAUAAUUGGUUGAGGGGUCUCCAGCAUUCUCUAGGUUGGACUUUAGAGGAUAAGUGGAUAACAUCUCUCACCUUUUUAAGGGUACAUUUGCAUCAACAAGUUGUUGUUUAAAUGCAUCUCGCGAUACAAUUAGUCCCAAAAAAAAAUCUGAAUUUUAUCAGAUGGAAAAUGUGAUAGAAUCCAAACUAGUCCUAGUAAUGGGAUCUUAAGCAACUAGCUGAACAGGGUAAUUCAGUUCACUUUU
Molecule: messenger RNA, 3527 nt
Organism: Durio zibethinus
Lineage: Eukaryota; Viridiplantae; Streptophyta; Magnoliopsida; Malvales; Malvaceae
Product: BTB/POZ domain-containing protein At5g66560-like
Molecular function (GO): protein binding
Source: RefSeq, a predicted model, not a curated record